UAUGCGCCGGUGCUUCACACGGGAAACACCACGACCUUUCAAGCAGCAGACGCCAACAGGACAGGAACGUUAAUAAUGUUUGUUCCGCGGUUAUAGAAGGAGAUUCUGAGUUUCUGUGACUGUGGGGAAAAAAAAGCAUGAAUUGACAUGUUUCGCUUGUCUUUGGUCGUGUGCAGCAGAAGAGCCUCGCAAAGGUUCGCCUCGUCCUUCUCUGGUCAGAGUUCUCUGCCUCCUAAUUUACUUCUGCCUACAAACCUUGUGGAUCCCGCAAGAUUAAAGCGUCGUCCUCCUCCUGCGGACUCGCCUCUGCCUCUGCUCCGGAAGUGUGAUGCCGUCGUUCCUGCUCAUCUGAGUCCCGUCCACGCGUGGGUGGAGAGUCUGCAGAGCCAGGACGCGGAGCCGCUGGGUUUGGCUCAGCUCCACCCUGAUGUGUUCACGGUGCCUCCAAGACUCGAUAUCCUCCACAGCGUUGAAAUAUGGCAGAGAAACUACAAAAGGAUUAGCCACGCCAAGACGAAGGUCCGCUCUGAGGUCAGGGGUGGAGGCAGGAAACCCUGGAGACAGAAAGGGAGUGGACGCGCCCGGCACGGAAGCAUCCGAUCGCCGAUAUGGAGAGGAGGUGGGGUGGCUCAUGGGCCCAGAGGACCAACCAGCUACUACUAUAUGCUGCCCAUGAAGGUUCGAGUACAAGGACUCAAAGUGGCGCUGAGCUCCAAGAUGGCGCAGGACUACCUUCACAUUGUGGACUCCCUCAACAUCCCCACUCCAGAUCCUCAGUACCUGUUGGACCUGAUCAGACACAGACACUGGGGCGAAUCUGUUUUAAUAGUCGAUGUAGGUGAAGAAUUUCCUGAAAACAUCCUUCAGGCCACAGCAAACCUGAAAACGGUCAACAUCAUUCCAGCUGUUGGUCUGAAUGUCCACAGUAUGUUGAAACACGAAGCGCUUCUCCUCACUGUGGAAAGCGUCCGGUUUCUGGAAGAGAAGCUGCUGUGGCACGACGAGCGCUACGCACCUCUGUACCCCUUCAAACUACCCUACUCUGACUUCCUAUAGGUGACACGGGUCUCUACUAGUUUGUUUUCUUUAUGUUGAACAAAGUUACCAAUAAAUUAUAAAACUGGUAUUAAAAAAACAUUUUAAUAAAAAGCAUUUAAAAAAUCUAA
This is a messenger RNA of Betta splendens (Siamese fighting fish), 1166 nucleotides long. RefSeq names its product mitochondrial ribosomal protein L4 (gene mrpl4). Gene Ontology annotation, cellular component: ribosome. Lineage: Eukaryota; Metazoa; Chordata; Actinopteri; Anabantiformes; Osphronemidae. The transcript has 9 exons. The record is from RefSeq and is a predicted model, not a curated record. Gene Ontology annotation, biological process: translation. Gene Ontology annotation, molecular function: structural constituent of ribosome. Bases 148 to 1056 code for a protein of 302 amino acids.